This is a messenger RNA of Mobula hypostoma (lesser devil ray), 3456 nucleotides long. RefSeq names its product tomoregulin-1-like. The transcript has 10 exons. Gene Ontology annotation, cellular component: plasma membrane. The record is from RefSeq and is a predicted model, not a curated record. Gene Ontology annotation, molecular function: protein binding. NCBI's taxonomy places the organism in Eukaryota, Metazoa, Chordata, Chondrichthyes, Myliobatiformes, Myliobatidae. The coding region runs from base 411 to 1643 and encodes 410 amino acids.
GGAGGGUGGUUCGGAGUUAUCUCCUGACACUGGACCGCGGAGUGUGAAGUUAAACCAAGCAGAUGGAGAUGGGUUGCCUGGUGUUUCAGUGGCUGUCAAUGUGUCCACUGGUGCGCCCUCCCUCCCCCCACCCCGGCGGUCAUGUGAUGCGCCCGUCCGCCCCGUCGUCUCUUUUGUUGUUUCGGUGGCUCAGUCCCCGAAUUCGCCCCUGUGAGGAGGGCAGGAUAACCGAGAGCGGCGGCCGAGGCACUGGCAGAGUGAGGGGAGGAAGGGAAAGAGACCGAACCAUUCUAUACUAGCGUCUUCUUCAACAGGGGGAGAAGGUUCGAGGAGCUGUUUGAAAUAAUUAGCUCUGAAGAGCAGCGGCGUGUCCUGAACACGGAGAGAAAGCGAAGAGGCAGCGGGAGGGGAUGGAUGGUGCGGGGACAAGCGAUUCUUCCCGUUGGCUGAGGAGGAGCCGCCGCCUGUUCCGCGUCCCCUUCUCCCACCCCCGAACAUUCGCCGCGGGCUUGUUCGCCUUCAGUCAGCGGCUCUUCUCCGCUCCGGCCAUGGUGGUGUCAGAGUUGCUCGCCCCUUCCCAGCGCGCAUCAGCCGGACCAUCGGUGUGUUGUUGCCUGUGGUUGUUCGCCGUGCUGCUGCUCGGCAGCCUGCCCGCGGGACUGCCUGCCAGCCCGCUCUCCAGCGCCGAGUGUCAGAACGGCAAAGGCAGAGGAGCCAACUGCUCAGAUGAUUUUAAAACAUGUGACGAAACUACGUGUAAAUAUGGUGGAGUCUGUAAGGAAGUCGGUGAUGACUUGACAUGCUCAUGCCAGUUCCAAUGCCAUAAACGUUACAUCCCGGUUUGUGCAUCUAACGGAGACACCUACCAGAAUGAAUGUUUCAUGAGGCUAGCUGCAUGCAUGCAUCAAAAAGAGAUCAUAGCAGUCACAGACAGCCCUUGUUACACAGAAAACGGCUCUGGAUCGGGAGAAGGAGAAUACGAAGGCUCGGGACUAGAACGACGGCCAAAACACGCAAAGUGUGGAAAAUGCAAGUUUGGGGCAGAAUGUGAUGAAGAUGCAGAGGAUGUCUGGUGUGUGUGUAAUAUAGACUGCAGCAGAUACAACUACAAUCCAGUGUGUGCAUCUAAUGGGAAGUCAUAUGAUAGCCCUUGCCUUGUCAAAGAAGCAUCCUGCCAGAGACAGGAGUGGAUUGAAGUAAAACGUAUUGGUAAAUGCCAAGAUGACGCUGGUUCUUUGGGGAAGGACAAUGGAUUUCAACUGGGAACAGAAAUCAAAGAUGCCAGUGAUCAAAGAGAAGAUAUGUACACUGGAAACUACCAGCCUUGUUCAGAACAUGUUUGCAUGCAUGGUAAAUGUGAAUAUAUUUACGCUCGUCGAGAGACAUCGUGUCUCUGUGACUCUGGAUACAUUGGACAGCGCUGUGAAAACAGGGACUUCAGUAUUCUAUAUGUGGUUCCAAGUGGGCAAAAGCUUCACUAUGUCUUAAUUGCAGCAAUAAUUGGAGCUGUGCAAAUUGCUAUUAUAGUCGCCGUGGUGAUGUGUAUAACAAGGAAAUGCCCAAAAAAUAAUCGAGGUCGCCGCCAGAAACAAAACCUAGGACAUUUUAAUGCAGAUUGCACCACUUCUUCAAGGAUGGUCUAGCUUAAAUCACUUUAUACUCUUUUUCUUCAUUUAUCAUGUCUCUCUGAUUGCUGAAUUACAAAUAAUUUUUCUUUACUGAGAAGAAGAGAUUUUUGUUUCAGAGGCCUUGGUUUUCUGGACCUUUGCCAGCAUAUGGAUUACUGUGUCUGGUAGUACGACCAAGAUGCUGCCAUUUGGGGUAAGCAAGUUAAACAGUCUGAUUGUAAUUAAUAAUUGGGCUGCCCCAUCAGUAGGAAGGGUUCUUGAUUUCUAGAAAAAAUUCAAACAGAAAAAAAUAAGAAAAAUGAGGAAAUCGAAAUAAAAUACUAAUGAAAGGAACAUUUUUGUACUCCAUGAGCAGAAUUUGCUCCUUAUGCCAGUAACAUAUGUUUGUGUAAUAACCUGCCAUGAUGCUCAUAAUGAAAUUACAGAUGACACUCAGAAGGCAGAAAAAUGCCUGAACAGGUUCAAAAAACAAUCAACUGAACAUACUAUAGAAAAGACUCUGAAAGGGAAAAAUGUUUACAACUGACUUUCCUUACAAGAAAUGAAGGUGUUUUUUUUAAAUUAUUGAUGCCUUUUCAAACACUAUUUGCAUGAUUUGUGGAACUGUGUACUGUGAUUAGAUUAAAAUUCAAAGCUGUUUGGAUUGAGUCUGGGGUGGACAUCUGACUGCCACCACUCUAAUAACUCUGACUUUACAGCUAUAUUUGGCUUCCCUUGGUGUAAAUUUAGUAUCACAUAAAUGUAACGGGUGGUGCAUGUGAUGUGUGCCACACAAAAAAUGAUUUCUCUUUUUAGAAAAGACUAGGUUGAUCAUUUGGUGUCUUCACUAAGAUUCAAAUUGUUUAAAAAGUUAAAUACAUUGUUAUUUGUCACUAUCACACUGUGAUAAAAUACACUGUAAUUAUUAAAAUGUGCUGUACUUGAAAUUACUUUGAAAAUGGUACUAAAAUUACAACAGUGUCAUCUACUGGGUUUGUGUAACAGGGAUUGUGGCUUAACGAAGUUUCAUGGUUCAUCUCCUCUGACAGGUUGUAGGAUGUCUUGAAAUCAGCUAUCACUAUGUUCUAGAACACAGUAUAAUUUAAAUCUCUGCAAAGAGAAAAUUGUGCCAUCUCAUUUCGUAAUUCAGAUCUGACAAAAUUCUGUAAGGUUUAUUUUCCACAGUUGUUCCUUCAGCUUCUUAUCAGAUUGUAAAUUUUCAAAUAUAAUGCUGCAGUUUAACUGAGUGAAAUUGUUCUAGUUUAUUUUCAGAUCAAUGGUAUUGAAGUGAUGAUCUUCCUUGUCUUUUUAUUUCAUGAAGAGAUAAGAAGUUUUAUUUUAUUCAAAAUUCUCUUUAAAUCUUGGAUCGUGAUGCUUGGUAGUUAUUUUGAGUACGUAUCAAUGAAAUAGAAAUCUGAAAGACCUUAUUUAGAGAUAAUCCAACAAAAUGUAACAAUGAAUUAUUUUCUUAACUUGUCAACAGUAAGCCAUGCCAUACACGCUUCUUGCCAUGUAACACUGAAACUGACGAGUACUUUGAAAAGCACUGUAAACUGUAAAGCUGUAGUUGGAUGAUAGCACUUGUCUCCAAGGCAGAGGGCUGUGUGAUCAAGUAACACUCGGGAGACUUGAAUGCACAAUUUAGACUGAUAAUAUAAUGCAGAUAUCAGGGAGUGCAAUGCUGUUAGAGUGCCUAACAGUGUCUUACAAAUAAGUUGUUAAAUUGAUUGUAUGGUUUGCCUUCUCAGGUGCAUACAUAAUAUGCCAAGACACAAUUCGAAGAAGAGUAGCUGAAUUCUCAAUAAUGUCCUAGACAGUGUUUAUCUAAAGCCAACUUCAUUAAUAUAGA